AACAAACACACACUUGUUGUUCCACCUGCAACAACGUGGCGCUAUCAAAUACGGGACAAUUUUAACAAGAACAUAUUUCUCACCCAAUCUUCACCAUUGACGUGUACUUGACUAAUGAAAACGACGUAAGCAGCAAUCAGCUGUCUUUUAACUGAAAUAGAUUCCUACAUCACGGAAGAAACAUUGAGAUAACGGGAAACAGAUGAUGUAGAACAGAUUCUACUGAGAUCUUCUUGUUGCAAUCGUCCUUCUAUUUUGUUGUUGACACCGGUGAGUUCCACAUCAACACACACGUGUACGUCAGUCCAUCUGGACACACAUUUCGUCAGAUAUUCUUCUGUGAUCAAUAACUUGUGUGGCACUAAGAUGGCAUCAGGCAGUCGGAAGAGAACAAGAAAUGGGGACACAACCUCAACCUCUCCAACGAUUAAUGGAGAAUCUCUGCGGAGACCGGUUGUAGGCGUGGGACCAGCACCCUUCUCCGAGAUGGAAGCUGCUGUACUGGAGAACGAACGUACCGAUUACAGUGUAAAGAUCUCUCUGGAGAUGGCCAAAGCUGGGACAGCUUCGAGAUCUGUGCGUGUGUACGCUGACGGGAUCUAUGACAUGUUUCACUCCGGACAUGCUAGGCAACUUAUGCAGGCAAAAAUGGCUUUCCCCAAUACAUAUCUUAUUGUUGGAGUGUGUAGUGAUAAACUCACCAACAAGAAGAAAGGCCGGACAGUGAUGAAUGAGGCAGAGCGAUAUGAAGCAUUGCGUCACUGUCGCUACGUGGAUGAAGUCAUCAAGGCCGCACCGUGGUCGAUCAGUGAUGAAUACCUAGAAAAACACAAAAUUGACUUUGUUGCCCAUGAUGAUUUACCGUAUGUAUCCAGUGAUUCAGACGAUAUAUACAAGCAUCUUAAAGACAGAGACAUGUUUCUGGCAACUCAACGAACUGAAGGAAUAUCAACAACGGACAUCAUUGCCAGAAUUAUAAAGGACUAUGACAUGUAUGUACGGAGGAAUUUGACGCGAGGAUACAGCGCGAAGGAACUUAAUGUCAGCUUUAUGAAGGAGAAAAAAAUCCAGUUUGAGGAAAAUCUUAGUAAGAUGAAGGACAAAAGUCGAGAAUUGAUGGACAAAAUUAAAGACACAAAGGACAAAGGGAAUGAAAUGAUUCAUCGCUGGGAGGAAAAGUCUCGAGAGUUCAUCACCAACUUCCUUGAUAUGUUUGGAAGUGAAGGAAGAUUUACAAAUUGGAUACAAGAAGGUCGCGCUAGACUGGAGCAAGCAAUUUCUCCUGUUAACAGCGAUGAUGAAGAUGAGGACAGUACAGAUGGCAGAGAUUCUGCAGAACCAGAUCGAAGCGCUGCUGGAAGUCCAGACUCUGCAACGAAAAGUCCGCCUACCAAGCGUGGCCGCAUUUCUCCUAGCCUUAUUGGUGCUACGUCGCGAGGACACGAUAAACAGGAUUAUCUGGAUCUAGAGCUGGAGGAUGAAGCCAGUUGAAUGUUGUUUCUGUCCUGGAUCUUUUCAUCAUUGUACUGCCAUUUUGUAUAUUUUGUGUAUCAGUUGUGUAGAUCUGUGGCUUAGAGAAUGUGGACAUGAUCACACAAAAACAUGAAAAACAUUGGAGAUGAGAUUGGAAGUGUGAUUUCAUACACUAUUUAGAAUUGAAAAUCAGAUAAGAUAUGGCAGUGUAACACAUUAGAGAAUCUAUCAAAAGAGAAAUGACAAUUGAAACGUUGAUUAGCAUGAAAUAUUAACCGUUAAGAAAAAAAAAUUUCUAUUGAAAAAAUUAUGAACUUUAUUUAUUUUACAACAAUUGUGAACAGGUUAUGUUAACUUGUAUACUGGUGUAGUCCUUGAUUGAAGCAUGUUGGAAAUUCAGUUAUGGAAGUUAAUUAGACCUGGUGAAAACUCAUGUGAUCGGACCAUUGAAUCCAGUACCUUAUAACAUCCAAUCAGCAACUAUUGAUAGCAUACUUAAUUAACUGACGUCUCAGUCACGUAGAUUUCUUCAAAGCUACACUUUUAGAGCAGUGGUUGUACUUAUUUGGGUUAACGGGGACUGUUAUUACGGGUGUUUGAGAUGUCACUACCUGUGAUAAGUAUAGCCUCCAACAGAUAUAUAGAACACUUUUAUAACAUUUCAAUCCAUCUCUCCAGCAUUCAUAAAUUAUUAAAUUUUCUAUUACUAACUCUACUAGACCAACUAUAGAUA
Pecten maximus is the source of this 2206-nucleotide messenger RNA. Its product is annotated as choline-phosphate cytidylyltransferase B-like. The record is from RefSeq and is a predicted model, not a curated record. The transcript has 10 exons. NCBI's taxonomy places the organism in Eukaryota, Metazoa, Mollusca, Bivalvia, Pectinida, Pectinidae. Gene Ontology annotation, molecular function: choline-phosphate cytidylyltransferase activity; phosphatidylcholine binding. Gene Ontology annotation, biological process: CDP-choline pathway. Bases 367 to 1491 code for a protein of 374 amino acids.